Talaromyces atroroseus is the source of this 1122-nucleotide messenger RNA. RefSeq lists its product as hypothetical. The transcript has 7 exons. Lineage: Eukaryota; Fungi; Ascomycota; Eurotiomycetes; Eurotiales; Trichocomaceae. The record is from RefSeq and is a predicted model, not a curated record. Gene Ontology annotation, molecular function: dipeptidase activity. The coding region runs from base 1 to 1122 and encodes 373 amino acids.
AUGCCGAAAGCAGUUAGCACCGAGGAAGUGAAAGCGCCUGCAGAUGCUGUCGUUGACCAGCUGAGAGCCAAACUAGGGCUUGUAAACAAGCAGAUUUGGUCCAACCCAGAGACUGCAUAUGAAGAGCAUAAUAUUCACGAUGCCCUUUGUGAUUUCUUAGAGAAUGAGGGAUUCCAAGUCACCCGGCAUGCCUUAGGGAUCGGUCAUGCCUGCGGUCACAAUUUGAUUGCCAGCAGUAGUAUUGCUGCCUUUAUAGCACUGUCAACAGUAUUGAAAAGGUUUGGUAUGCCCGGCAGAACGCAGCUACUGGGGACUCCAGCCGAAGAAAAUGGCGGCGGUAAAGCCAAGCUGAUUGAAAAUGGUGCUUACCAAAGGGCCGAUGUCUCGUUGAUGGGUCAUGCUGGUCCGACACGGAUCUUCCCGGAACUGGAAUCAGAUGGGAUCGCGGGUCUGUUAGUCAAUGCUCGCAAAGAAUUCACUUGCGAAUUCAUUGGCAAAAGUGCUCAUGCAGGCGGAAAUCCAUGGACUCGACUCAAUGCAUUGGACGCAUUGGUGACGUCUUAUAAUAACGUCGCCGUUCUUCGUCAGCAAAUCCAACCAGAUGACCGUAUUCAUUGUGCCUUUUUAGAUACUCCAAAAGAUUUAGUGCCUCGUGUUCGAAACUGCAUAGAAGCCGCCGCUCUUGCAACCGGUUGCAAGGUUAAUCUUAUGGAGGACCAGCUCUAUGCUGAUAUUGAAAUCAAUGAGACGCUGUGUGAACGGUAUCAAUUCCACAUGUCUAAGUACGGACGCAAUGUGACCAAGAAUUUUCCCAAAUUCCUAGCAGGGUCAUCGAAUGUUGGAAAUGUGAGCUACAUUAUGCCCACUAUUCAUCCAAUGUUCUCCAUUCAUGCUCCAGAUGGUUCUUUCCCACAUAACCCUUCCUUUGAGACUGCUCCUGGAACUGACGUCGCGUUUGAAGAGGCUUUGGUUGUGGGGAAAUUAUUGGCAUUAAUCGGUUGGGAUGUGCUUACUGACAAUGAUCUAUUGCAACGUGCAAAGUAUCAAUGGAAGCAAGCAACAUCUGAAAAUCAGACCGUGUCAAGACACCUAGGUAGCAAUACCUUGAGUGACUUACUAUAA